Doryrhamphus excisus (bluestripe pipefish) is the source of this 2023-nucleotide messenger RNA. RefSeq names its product BCL3 transcription coactivator (gene bcl3). The record is from RefSeq and is a predicted model, not a curated record. Gene Ontology annotation, biological process: cellular response to tumor necrosis factor. Gene Ontology annotation, cellular component: cytosol. Gene Ontology annotation, molecular function: NF-kappaB binding. NCBI's taxonomy places the organism in Eukaryota, Metazoa, Chordata, Actinopteri, Syngnathiformes, Syngnathidae.
CACACACACACACACACACACACGCACGUAUAAAGUGCCCUGAGUUUUAAUGGUUCACUUUCAGUUUAAAAGGAAAGCAAUGAUGAAGAGCACAUAAGCAGCUGCAGACUACCUGCAAACCACUGCGAUGCACAACGAUAUAAUCUGCACUGUUUUUGCACUUAAAAAUAAUCGAGUUCGAUAUCUUAAAACACACACACACACCAAUGACCCUAAAGGGAUUUUUCUUAAUGGGAAUCGGACUUCCCAGUUAUUUAUCUAGUUUGAUGCCACCAGACUUCCACUGAGGAACCGACACUCACCUGCGAGCUUUGACCGGAGACAGCACGCCUCAACCCCGGGUUGAUGCCGAGGGUCAUGACCAUGAACGGUAACCGGGGCUCGGUUGCCGCUACGCCGCUGGAUCUGAGCACCAGUCAGCGGGGGGAUAAUGGUGUCUUUACAGCUGUCGAUACGGCGCGGGAUUGCGGUAGAGUAUCCCGGAUAGAGCCGGCGGUUGCAGCCUCCCAUGCGUCCCCAUCGCGCUCCAGAGCGGAUACUUCACGGACACUCGUCCCGGCUGCUUCGAAUCGCAAACCUCCGGCGGAUGAAGCCGCUCAUAGGCUUCCUUUUCGGAAACGACCCAUCGCUGUGGAUCUGGAGGAGCGGACAGAAGCGUUGGAAGUUGCCGGGCGGUUGGACCGACACUCCCCGGCGAGAGGCACUGAUGAGCCGGACCGGGACAGUGAUCCUGGCGGGCUGGAGAACACCACCCAGGGGAGAUUGGGCGGUGCUCUGGUAACCCCAUUGCAAGCUGAGGAGGCUGCAAGAAGUAAUCUUCCUUGUCCCAGCCAUGUUUUUCCCUCUUUGGUUUAUAGUCAUUACCCCGCUUACUGUCUGAACUCUGAGGUCGACCACCCUGGGCUCCACCCCUCCCAUAAUCUACUGGCGCUAGCUACACGGCAAGAUGAGGAUGGAGACACAGCUCUCCACAUAGCAGUGGUGCAAGGAGAGCUGGCUCUUGUCAGCCAACUGAUCCAUCUUCUACUCUGGGCGGGAAGAACCCUUGACAUCUACAACAACCUCCGUCAGACCCCUCUUCACCUGGCUUUGAUAACCCAGCAAGUGGUUAUGGUGGAUGCUCUGUUGAGGGCCGGGGCAGAUCCUUCCGCUCUGGACCGAAACGGUCAAACAGCGCUGCACCUUUGCUGCGAGUACAACCACCGAGAUUGCCUGUCUCUUGUGCUCUCACUGCCCUCAUCAUCCACAUGCCUGGAGAUGAAGAACUACGCGGGUCUGAGCCCCCUCCAUCUGGCUGUGAUACGGAACCACACUGAUUUGUCCACAAUGUUGCUAGGAGCAGGCGCUGACAUCAACACAAUGGACAUCAAAAGCGGGCAGAGUCCACUCAUGCUAGCGGUGGAAAGCAACAAUGCAGAGAUGGUCCACUUCCUCAUUGAGAGUGGCUGCGAUGUCAACAGGCCGUCAUACAGCGGCAACACAGCCCUGCACAGUGCCUGCGGUCGGGGCCAAGCGGACAUGGUGCGUCUGCUGCUGAAGAAUGGAGCCGACAGCGGCGUCAAGAACUACCACAACGACACGCCGUUGAUGGUGGCCAAGAACAAGAAGAUAGCAGAUAUUCUACGAGGAAGGGGAUCAAGGCCUGUAAGACAAGAGCAGAACAUCAGCAGGUCGCCACAUCGAAGCAACUUCCCCCAAAAUGUGUCCUCCCCAUCACGAAGCCGAGGUUGUUCACCAUCGACGAUACAACAUGUCGGCUCACACUCCCCAAAUACUCUAUCCACGGUGGCAUUUUCAUUUUACUAGCAGUAGUCAUGCUGUGCAAGAGUCAAUCACUCCACAUGCCAAACCUGCAACCAAAAAAAUCCUUACUGUCUUUUUGGGAUGUUAAAACAGCAACUGCUGCUGUUUCAAAGUGGAUGUAGUAGCCCUAUGACAAGUGGACAAAGUAUGGAUUUGGAUCUACAGUCAUUCCAGUGAAAGUUGAUGGACCACUCGUCUGAUGAUUAAUGAUGAGACUAAG